Fraxinus pennsylvanica is the source of this 1755-nucleotide messenger RNA. The record is from the annotation of a GenBank genome assembly. Lineage: Eukaryota; Viridiplantae; Streptophyta; Magnoliopsida; Lamiales; Oleaceae.
AUGGCCGAAGAAGCCAAGAAAUUGACUACUGAAGAGGUGGUGGUGUCUGAUGUUUGUGUGACGGAGACACCCACGACCGCCGUUGUAGAGAAGGAAGCGCCACCGCACCCGGAACCUGAGGCGGAGAAGGUUGAUAAGCCGGCGGCGGAAGAGGUGGUGGACGGUGAGAAAGAGGCGACGACGGUUGAAGAUGAGAAGAUAGCUGAAUCGGGUUCGUUUAAGGAGGAGAGCAAUAAGGUUGAUGAUCUUAUUGACCCACAAAAGAAAGCCUUGGAUGAGUUCAAGCAGUUGAUUCAAGAGGCACUCAACAGGCACGAAUUCACAGCUCCGCCACCUCCGCCGCCGGCCAAGGAGGAGGAGGAGAAGAAACCGGAGGAGAAAAAGGAGGAGGAGAAGAAAACGGAUGAGAAAAAGGAGGAAUCAAAACCCGUAGAGAAGAAAGAAGAAGAAUCAAAGCCUGAAGAGGAAAAAGAGGAAACUUGUGAGGAGGCUCCGGUUGAAGUUCCACCACCAGUUGAACCCAUCAAAGAAGAGAAACACGCCCCGCCACCGGCGGCGGAGCCACAAGUUUCCGUUGUUGAAAAAAUUCAAGAAAAAAUAGACGCCCUUGAAGAAAUCAAAGAAACUAUAGUUCAUGAAGUCACUGCACCAGCCCCACUACCACCAGUCACCGAAGAGUGCCCACCAGCCCCGGAGGUCGAGGAAAAAACACCACCGCCGGAGGAGGUUAAAAUCUGGGGAAUUCCACUUUUGGAGGAUGAAAAGAGCGACGUGAUUCUCCUCAAAUUCUUGAGGGCAAGGGAUUUCAAGGUCAAAGAAGCCUUCUCCAUGCUCAAAAACGUGAUCGCCUGGAGAAAAGAUUUCAAAAUAGACGAACUACUUGAAGAAGGAGGAAUUGGAGAAGGGCUCGAAAAAUUUGCCUAUCUCCACGGAGUAGACAGAGAAGGACACCCUGUAUGUUACAACGCUUUCGGGGAGUUCCAGGAUAAAGAACUGUACAAUAAAACAUUUGCUGAUGGCCAAAAAAGGGCGAAAUUCUUGAAAUGGAGGAUUCAAUUCUUGGAAAAAAGCAUUAGGAAUCUCGAUUUUAAACCUGAUGGUAUAUGUACCAUUGUUCAGGUUAAUGAUCUCAAAAAUUCGCCGGGACUUAUCUUGUUCAAGAAAGAACUACGCCAGGCUACGAAUCAGGCUCUCCAAUUGCUUCAGGAUAAUUAUCCUGAAUUUGUUGCUAAACAAGUGUUCAUCAAUGUUCCGUGGUGGUAUGUAGCUUACAAUAGGAUGAUCAGUCCAUUCUUUACCGCAAGGACCAAGAGCAAGUUUGUAUUUGCAGGCCCUACGAAGACUGCUGAGACCCUCUUAAAAUACAUAGCACCUGAGCAAGUACCAGUUCAAUAUGGUGGCCUUAGCCGGGAGGGUGAACAGGAAUUCACCAUUGCUGAUCCUGCAACAGAGGCAACUAUUAAGCCGGCUGCAAAAUAUACCGUUGAAUUGCCAAUCACCGAGGGGUGCACGUUGGUCUGGGAGGCGAGAGUGGUUGGCUGGGAUGUUUCCUACGGAGCCGAGUUUGUGCCUAGUGCCGAGGGCGGAUACACUUGGAUUAUUCAGAAGUCGAGGAAGAUUGGACCAGCGGAUGAACCCAUAAGUAGCUGUAGCUUCAAAAUUGGUGAACCCGGGAAGGUUGUACUUACCUUCGACAACCAAACUUCAAAGAGGAAGAAGCUUCUCUACAGGUCCAAGACCAAGCCCUCUGAUUGA